UAUUGUGAAGCCAGCUGAAAGGCCGCAUUUAUUUUAUAUUUCAUUAUUUUUGGGAAAAGAACAAACAAAUAGGAGCCUGCAGCGAUGGAGGAUGUACAAAAACACAGUGUUCAUACACUGAUAUUCCGCUCCCUGAAGCGCACCCACGACCUGUUUGUGUCCAACCAGGGAAACCUCCCCGAAAUCGACGACCGGCUAGAGAAGCUGCGGCGCUCCAUCAAGGCUAGGGACAGCUAUGGACUGGUCCUGGACAAGGCCGCCAAGAUAGGCGAUGCCAGGAGAGCAGGAGCCCCGGUGCCGGGCGACAAGCCGCUGGCAAUUACCGAUGGCAGCGCUGAGGGCUCCGCUGCCGGUGGCAUGGUCAAGUACACCGGUGGCAGAGCUAUGGAGAAGACAGGAGCAGGAGGAGCAGCACCACCGCUAGUCACUGGCAGCCACACAUCGCUGGUGCGCGCCUCUCUGCCCAACAACAACGGUGGAGCAGCGGACAAUAACAGCGGUAAGGGGGCAAAUGGAAGCGCCAGCAACCUGCAACUGAUACCGAAGAAGGCACCGACCAUCCCGAAGCCCAAGUGGCAUGCGCCGUGGAAGCUCUCCCGCGUCAUUUCCGGCCAUUUGGGCUGGGUGCGCUGCAUAGCCGUGGAGCCCGGCAACGAGUGGUUCGCCACCGGCGCCGGCGAUCGCGUGAUCAAGAUCUGGGACCUGGCCAGCGGCAAGCUGAAGCUCUCCCUCACCGGCCACGUGAGCACUGUGCGCGGUGUGGCCGUCAGCUCGAAGCAUCCGUACCUGUUCAGUUGCGGCGAGGACCGGCAGGUCAAGUGCUGGGAUCUCGAGUACAACAAGGUGAUCCGUCACUAUCACGGCCAUCUGUCCGCCGUCUAUUCGCUGGCCCUGCAUCCCACCAUCGAUGUGCUGGCCACCUCGGGCCGGGACUCGACGGCACGAAUCUGGGAUAUGCGUACCAAGGCCAACGUGCACACGCUGACGGGACACACGAACACUGUUGCCAGCGUGGUGGCGCAGGCAACCAAUCCGCAAAUCAUCACCGGCUCCCACGACUCCACCGUCCGACUGUGGGAUCUCGCCGCCGGCAAGAGUGUCUGCACGCUGACCAAUCACAAGAAGUCCGUGCGCAGCGUGGUCCUGCAUCCGUCGCUGUACAUGUUCGCCUCCGCCUCGCCGGACAACAUCAAGCAGUGGCGCUGCCCGGAGGGCAAUUUCGUGCAGAACAUCUCCGGCCACACGGCCAUCGUCAACUGCAUGGCGGCCAACAAUGAUGGUGUGCUUGUAUCGGGCGGCGACAACGGCACCAUGUUCUUCUGGGACUGGCGUACCGGCUACAAUUUCCAGCGCUUCCAGGCGCCCGUCCAGCCCGGCUCCAUGGACAGUGAGGCUGGCAUCUUCGCCAUGUGCUUCGAUCAGUCGGGCACGCGCCUUAUCACCGCCGAGGCGGACAAGACCAUCAAGGUGUACAAGGAGGACGAUGAGGCCAGCGAGGAGUCUCAUCCGGUCAACUGGCGGCCGGAGCUGCUCAAGCGGCGCAAGUUCUAAGCCACAAUCCUCGUCUCCUAGUCUUUAAGCAAACUUAGGCUACAAUUUCCCAAACGAUUUCAUUAAAAAACGAACCCAUUUACAA
This is a messenger RNA of Drosophila serrata, 1636 nucleotides long. It is a transcript of the gene Tango4, whose product is annotated as transport and golgi organization 4. Gene Ontology annotation, biological process: mRNA splicing, via spliceosome. The record is from RefSeq and is a predicted model, not a curated record. NCBI's taxonomy places the organism in Eukaryota, Metazoa, Arthropoda, Insecta, Diptera, Drosophilidae. Gene Ontology annotation, molecular function: protein binding. Gene Ontology annotation, cellular component: catalytic step 2 spliceosome; precatalytic spliceosome; Prp19 complex.